AUGUCGCUGUCGCUGGAGUGUUUACCACCAGAAGUCCUCCUCCGCAUUCUCUUCUUCCUGGAGAUCCCCGACUUGCUCCAAGUGAGUCGCACAUGCCACACGCUGCGUGAAAUCGCUUGCGAUCCGCUGCUUCACCUGGAGCGACUGCACCAUGCCUCCCACACCCUGUCCAUCCUGUUAGCCCGGCGGCCGUCCAGAUCUGCCAUUAGUCCUCCCAAUUCAUGGAUAUGGCUCAGCAAGACCAAUGUCCUGUCGCGGCAGAUCAGCAAGAGCUUAAUUCGCAUCCGGCUGAGCCACAACCUCGAACACCGACCCAGUCCCUAUGACUUGGUGCAGAGAGCAAUCCUUCCGUCAACAUGCACAAGCUAUUCCUCGCCGGUUUCGCCGGUCCUGAUACAAUCACAACAGGCGGUCCAAAAGAGCCAAUUAAAGGAUGGAUUAUGUCGCAAAUUGGAGCGUCGGCCGAGUGUGAAUAGUUUGGUGUCACUCAACAUCAUGCCUGAAGAAUGUGUCCGGCACAGUGUUUCCCCUGCCAUCGUGGCCACGAGGCGCAAGGUGAUUAGAGAGAGCUUGAAGGAUGGGCUCCGUGCAUGGGUCGAAGGCCGUGCCAUACAAGCUCAAAAGAGGAAAGCAGAUGAGAUGGAUGCUACGGAAAAGAUUACAGUCAAGAGCUUGGUCAGGAGAUUUGCCGCGAGAAAGGUCACCGUUGACUUGGAGUGCAAGAGAGGAGGUCGUCUUGAUCCACUCGUUGCAGAGAAGCGGAGGGCCCAGGCGAAAUGGGGCAGGGAGGUAGAGCUUGCAAAGAUCGAUGAAGAACGAAGAGCUGCCACGAAUGGUGCUUGUGCCCAGCCGACGCGGGCGCAUGUCCUGGGGCUCAAAAGGUUCUGGGAGGGAGUCAUCAGGGCGGCUGCCGGAUGA
This is a messenger RNA of Fonsecaea erecta, 918 nucleotides long. RefSeq lists its product as hypothetical. The coding region runs from base 1 to 918 and encodes 305 amino acids. The transcript has a single exon. Gene Ontology annotation, molecular function: protein binding. NCBI's taxonomy places the organism in Eukaryota, Fungi, Ascomycota, Eurotiomycetes, Chaetothyriales, Herpotrichiellaceae. The record is from RefSeq and is a predicted model, not a curated record.